Molecule: messenger RNA, 1536 nt
Organism: Acanthosepion pharaonis
Lineage: Eukaryota; Metazoa; Mollusca; Cephalopoda; Sepiida; Sepiidae
Source: the annotation of a GenBank genome assembly
AUGCACUCCCGUGCCAGUUUAUUCUGCCCAGUCAACAACACCUCACGCCUCUUCAACCACCACCAAACUAGCAAGGCCACGACUGUCAUUAGUAUAAUUCCCACAACGGUCGGCCAGGUUAUUAUAGCAACCCAAUUCUCUCUCCAGUCCGAAUUCGGCGUACCUAUCUUAUCUAACUCCGACUUCAACCCUAACGGAAUUUCAUCCUCUUCUUCCCAUUCACUCAGUUCUUCUUCUUCCUUAAGAUUAGGCUCAAUCCCUGCUUCCUCAGAAUCUCCUGCUGGGGUCCGAUUUACCUCCCUCAGCCUACGAAGGGUAGUUGGGCUAAUCCCAAUCUCCUCAGUCCCUUCAUUUUCACUCUCAGUCUCUAACCCUUCGGCAAAUGGUAUACCUGUGCCUUUCUCCUUCCCGUAUGUUCUCUCCCUUCCUCCCGCUUUCUCGACAAACGAGACGUGGGAGUCGGUGACAGGAGUUCACCUUUUUCUAGGGGCUCCAAGCUCGGAUGGCCCUCUUUUCUCGGACUGGCAACCCUCCAUUCGAGUUAGGGUUGUUCCGUUCGGUGUGGUCAAUCUUUCUCCUGUGCGGACAGGUUUGUCUCAGGUGACCCGCUCCUCCACAGCGCCAACACCUUCGCUCUUUACAACUGGCCGAAAAGUGCCCGACCACACCACAUGUCCAGCAUCUCAGAAGUCUUACCUGCACUGGGCCACCCUGCCUCUUACUUUUUCACGGGUGACCCAACGGCGUUUCCCGGACCCUUUUCCUUCUCGGUAUGGGCACCAGCGUAUUAUCUCGCUUUAUCCCCAGUUUACGGUCUCCCUCUGUCGUACAUCACCAAGCCUUGUGCCCAAACUCGCCACAAGUCGUGCAGUCUGGCCCCAAAGACCUUGGGUCGCCUCCAUAGUUUGUCGGAUAGUCGCGGGCCCGAUGCCCACCAUACUUGCAAGUCCAACACACCAGCCCAUAUCGGCCCGGUGUGGGCUUGUGAAACCCAUAACGCAGAUCCCAGGAUCUCCUAUUGGGAACUGCCUCAGCCUUCCAGUCCUCUUCCACCUCUUCUUUCGGAUCCCGUAUCUGGAUCCGCUCCCGGUACUUCUUUUUCAUCACUACCUUGCCUCCCCUCGGAGGUUCCUAUCUACACCCCCUCUUAUUCUAUCCCAAAGGUCGUUCGCUGGUCCGAGCUGCCUCUAUGGCUGCGGCCAGGCUGACCGGUCCCUGUCAUUCAUCUCUCCUUCUUGUUGCUGUAGCCGGAGUAAUUUCCUGACUGCCUCAAUGGCCGUACGCUCACUUGCGUAUUGCCGCACCAGAGCGGAUUUAAGCUCGGUCCACGUCAGGGCUGGGUUUUCUUUGUACCCUCCCCCUAUGAACUUGGACACCUGCCCCGCUGCGGCGUCGUCCGCCGCUCCGUGUUUUGUUUCUUUAUCCUCCUUCUUUUGCUUCCUUCUCUUUUUCUCCUUAUGUCUCUUUCAGACCAAUAUAGUCCGAAGACUAGAGGCAAUUACCACGGGUCUAUCCUGGUCACAGGCACCAGUCUAA